AUGUCGGAGGAGCCUCAGUACAGAGACGACCCUGAGAAAACCGAGGCCAUCGCCGAGGCCUUUCGACACUCUUGGAUGGGCUACUACACCUACGCCUUUCCAAGGGAUACCUUGAACCCGUUGAGUGAGACAUUUGAGAAUGAUUUGAGUGGAUUUGGUAGUACGGCCAUCGAGUCGUUGACCACAGCCAUCAUCAUGGGUGAAAAGACCAUCGUAGAUCGCAUCAUGUGGUACGUUGGCAGCGCCACUUUUUAUGUCACCAAGCUGGUCGCCGAAGAAGUCAACGUCUACGAGGCGACUAUUCGACUUAUUGGCUCAAUGGUCUCGGCUUACGACCUCCUCAACGGCCCCUAUCGAAAAUAUGUCACAACAAAGUCCAGCUUGAACGCCCUAUUGGACCAGGCCGUCAUCCUUACAGAGGCUUUGAAAGUCGCCUUUGGCACGAAAACAAGAAUUCCCGCCAGCGGUGUCCUCUUGACGCCCGUGGUAACGAGGUCAGGACGUCUCGAGACAACCCUAGGAACAGCCGGCGGAAUGGGCGUGGAGCUAGACGGCAUCCACCACCGGACUGGCCUCAAGAAGCUCUGGAAGAACUUUGUCAACGGAUUCAAAUCCCUCAUCAGGCAAGACAUCCUGCACGGCGAGGUCAUACCAGGUUUGUUCCCGGACAUGGUCAACACCAAGCAAGGGGGUUUCUUUGGCAAUCAGGGAGGCUACACGAAAAACACGGCACCCUUUUACUACGGCAUGAUAAAGCUGCGCAACAUGGACUCGAGACGGUAUAAACGUACGGGGGACCUGUGGGUAGAGUCGGUCGAGCCACUUAUGAAGCAUCUUACCUCGCAUCCCAUGAACCAUCCGAAUUUGACCUUUUUGGCUGGCGUCCAGGACAAACUGACUAUACCCAGGGCAGAGCUGACAAGCUGCUCUGCCGGUGCCAUGUUCCUCCUAGGCGGUGCCACCCUUAAAAAGCAGCGCUACAUCGACUUUGGCCUCAGAAUCGCCGAGACGUGCUGGGCCGUUGCCAACAGCAUGCCCUCAGGUCUUCCCCCCCGCGUGUUCAAAUGGGUCGACGAUAAACUCCCACCCGGCACAAAAGAUAACCCCCUCCCGCCGGUUUACUUGGAAGCAUUCGCCAACGAAACGGGUUUCUGGCCUACGCAGCGCUCCAGCACUCUCGAAUCAGAACUCUUUGAGACAAUGUACUACGCAUACCGCAUGACGGGGGAUACAAAGUGGCAAGACCGCGCAUGGGACAUGUUUCUAACCAUCAACUCUACAUGUCGCGUCGAAAACGGCUUCGUGGGGAUAAAAGACGUGACAGUAAAUACCCGACUUGAUCUAAAAGGAGCCCUGUGGAUGUCGCGGACGCUCAAGUACUUGUACCUCAUGUUUGCUCCCAAUGGGCCGUGGCAGCUGAAGUGGGAUGGUGACGGGGCUUUUGUGUUUUCACAUGGUGGACAUUUGAUACAGAAGCCUCUGUGGAGGAGUCUGACCGCCUUUGGGAAUAAGAGACGUCCGGUGCUGAAGGACUGGGAUGAGAUUGAUCCCAGGCUUAUAGGUGGUUAUCAAGGGACGGAUCAUGAGGGUUGA
This is a messenger RNA of Fusarium vanettenii 77-13-4, 1593 nucleotides long. RefSeq lists its product as uncharacterized. The coding region runs from base 1 to 1593 and encodes 530 amino acids. Gene Ontology annotation, cellular component: Golgi membrane; endoplasmic reticulum. The transcript has 5 exons. Gene Ontology annotation, biological process: N-glycan processing; carbohydrate metabolic process. Gene Ontology annotation, molecular function: mannosyl-oligosaccharide 1,2-alpha-mannosidase activity; calcium ion binding. NCBI's taxonomy places the organism in Eukaryota, Fungi, Ascomycota, Sordariomycetes, Hypocreales, Nectriaceae. The record is from RefSeq and is a predicted model, not a curated record.